UUUGUUUCUGCGCUUACCUGAUGGUCCCCGGUCCGGUGUAACGUUCAACCCGGCAAAUGUGUAUUCGUUAAUUUGCGUUUCGUUUUUGUGGACAUGUGGCUUCGCUGGCUGCAGAAUACAUUGCCAAGCUCCCUGUAUACACAAUUUCGCGGAAGAGGAAAGAAUUAAAGGAAUAUCUACAUCACAUGAUGAUGUGAUUAAAGUAGUUACAAAGGAAAUGCCAGUGGAAAUGGACAUCGACACUAUGGAAACAACCAAGGCUGAGAAACAGACGAACGGCUCUGCAUCUGCACUUAAGGAUAUUGUCGAUGAUAAAAAGGGCGCGAAAAACGAUUCUGAAAGUGCGAAAAAGCCUGCCGAGGUAGUCGCAGAGCCAGAAGUCGAACAGAUGGACGUAGAUAUUCCAACAAAUGGAAAUGGGAACGGCGUUAAAGAAGAGGAAGAAACAGAAACAGUUGAAGAUAGUAAAAAAGAGACUGACGAUAUUAGUGGAGAGGGUAAGACUGGAACGGUAGCUGAAGCUGAUAAGAAAAGCGAUACUAAAGAUGAUACUGACGAGAAGAAAGACGAAGUAAAGAAAACUGAGGAUAAAUUAGAGUCAAGUGGAGAUAAGAAGGAAGAGGUUAAGCCUGAAGCGACUGCAAGCGAGGUUGAUGUCAAAAAAACUGAAGGAGAGACUGAAAAAUCAAGUGAUGACGUGGAAAUGUCCGAAGCUAAAGAAGAAGAAAAAGUGGAAGCCGCUAGUGCGGAUGACGUGAAAAGUGAGGUUGGAAAGGAUCCGGUUGAGGAGGAAACAAAAGAAGAUGUUGAAAAAGAAAACAAUGCAGAGACCACUUCGAAAAGUGAGAAGGACGCGGAAGAUGUAGAGAUGAAUGAUAGCGAAAGCACGAAAGAUUUUAAAGACAAAGACAAGGAAACAUCGGAUGGAAAUAAAGAAAAUUCAAUUAAUAGCGUAGAAAACAAUAAAAACGAUGAAGCCAAGGUGAAAAUAAACAGUAAUGACAUUAAAGAAACUAGUGAUAUCGAAAAACCUGUUGAAAAUAAGGAAAAUACUGAAGAAUCUUCAGAUAAUAAGGUCCCGUCGGAAAAUUUGGAAGAGAAAGGUCAAGAGAAAAUCGAUGAAAAAACAAAAUCGACUGAAGAUGAGGAAAUGAAUGGUGUAAAGGAAACUGAGCAAAAAGAUAGUGAUGAACAGAAAGAUGCGACGGAUUCCGUAAUUCCAGCAGAUAAGUGUGCUACUUCAAAUUCAGAAGAACAUAAAGAAAAACCGAGUGAAAAAGAAGAACCCAAGGAAGUUCCUAAUUCCGAAGAAGCAUCAAAAGAAGUGAAAGUAGUUGACGAGGCAAAUGAAAAUGAGAAACACAUCGAAAUUCCCCAAAAGGAAGAUACAAGUAAAACGACUGCAAAUGGCUCAAUUGAAAACUCAGUCGAAGAGAAAAUUCCAGAUGACAAAGGCGAAAAUUGCACGAGUGAAGAAAAGAAAUGUGAUAAGGAAAAAGGUAAAACCGAAGAGCUUAAAAAUGAUGUUACAAUCAAUAAAGACGAAGAAAUGGUUGAUCCGACUCCAGAAAGUAGUAACGAAGUCAAGGAAGACACAACAUCCGCAACUAAUGACGAUCAAGAGCAACCUUCAGAAGGUGAUCAAGAAAUGGCUGAAGCGAAACCAGACGACGAAGUUCCGGCAAAAGACGAACAAAUUACAGAUGAAGAUCCAGUGAGUCAAACAAUGUAUGUAGACGAGAACACACACUUUGAUAGUGGUAAAAUCGUGGAACUGUCCCGGAUGUCAUGGAGUAGUACUAGGGAGAAGCAGCAGUAUGUGAGAGGAUGCCUAUGGUCGCCAGACGGUACAUGCAUUUUGACGGCCGUUAAUCUGGAUGGAAUGCAUGUUAUCAAUCUUGCAACUGAAUUGUACUCUAAGGAGUCCGUUUCGUUUGAUCGCCCUUUGGAUCAGUUGGAAUCCGUCAUUCAUGUGAAAGAAGGUGGAACUGUUUAUGAUUACAGCUGGUAUCCGUUUAUGAACAGCACGAUGCCGGAGACUUGUUGUUGGAUUUCGUCACGACAACACUGCCCUAUUCAACUUUGGGAUGGUUUUACUGGGGAUUUGCGGGGUUCCUAUCGCGGUUACGAUAAUGUCGACGAAGUAGAAGCUGCUUUUUCUGUCACGUUCACUUCCGAUGCAGAGAAAAUUAUUGGCGGUUAUAAGAAGACAUUGAAGAUAUUUGAUACUAAAUCUCCUGGACGCGAAUACUCAGUCAUUCCAAUCAAACAACCGUGUUCCUGUUUUGCUGUCUCCGAAACACAAAGCAAUAUAAUUGCCACCGGCUCUUGGAAUAGCGCCAUAAACUUAUAUGACUUACGUACUCCUAAACUUGGUUCUCUAGUAACACUGGAAGAACAUUCCGGUGGUGUUACAUUCCUAAAAUUUACAGCAAACGGUGACUCAUUGUUUAGUGGCGCUCGAAAGGACAACAAACUGCUCGAAUGGGAUAUGAGAAACUUUUCAAAACCAAUUCGUCGACUUCAGCGCACUGUCAAAACAAAUCAACGUAUCUAUUUUGAUCUGUCGCCAGGUGAGAAGUGGUUAGUGAGUGGUGAUACGGAUGGAUUGGUGCGAAUUUGGGAUCUUAAAUCGGAGAGCGAUACCGAGGACUUUACGUUUGGUUUGCACGAAGACUGUUGUAAUGGUGUGAGCUUCCAUCCGUCACGGCCAAUGUUGGCUACAUGUUCGGGUCAGUAUCAUUUCCCGAAAGAUGCCGAUGGCUGCGAGCCUAAUAAACAAGAACAAAUCUACGAGAAUUCAUUAGUUUUCUGGUGGAUCGGCAAAUCUUCAGAUGGUAAUGAGGAGGGGACUGUCGAAAAUCCGGUUCCGUCAAAGGAGAAGGGUGGAGAGGCGGAUACGGAUGAAAAGAUGGAAGCGUAAUUUAUUUAUAUUAUUCCGUGGUGUUUAAUUUUAAGAAAAAGAAGAAAUAUCUAAAUUGCUAAUUUGUAUUUUGAAUCGUAACGAUUUCAAAUACAAUUUGCAGGUAAAUGUCGAAAA
Messenger RNA from Hermetia illucens (black soldier fly), 3040 nucleotides. It is a transcript of the gene WDR79, whose product is annotated as DNA ligase 1. NCBI's taxonomy places the organism in Eukaryota, Metazoa, Arthropoda, Insecta, Diptera, Stratiomyidae. Gene Ontology annotation, cellular component: Cajal body. Gene Ontology annotation, molecular function: RNA binding; protein binding. Bases 218 to 2923 code for a protein of 901 amino acids. The transcript has 6 exons. The record is from RefSeq and is a predicted model, not a curated record. Gene Ontology annotation, biological process: Cajal body organization.